GGGACAUCGGGCUCACGGGGACUCAAUGGGACUCUAGCUGUGGAGUCUGGCCUAGCACAGCUCCCACCCAGCUUUCCAGGGACAUCGGGCUCACGGGGACUCAACGGGACUCUAGCUGUGGAGUCUGGCCUAGCACAGCUCCCACCCAGCUUUCUAGGGACAUCGGGCUCACGGGGACUCAACAGGGGCAUCACAGGUAGAUAUACUCCGGGCACGCCAUGGGGCGGUUCAAGUAAGGGUAGUCUAGGCGUGUAUUAGGGGCAGUUCAUGACCCGGGUGGUCAGUGCGCACAACAGGGACAGUUCAGGACACAGGUGGUCGGUGCACACAACAGGGACAGUUGCGGACACGGGUGGUCGGUGUGCACAACAGGGACAGUUCAGGACAC
Molecule: messenger RNA, 388 nt
Organism: Staurois parvus
Lineage: Eukaryota; Metazoa; Chordata; Amphibia; Anura; Ranidae
Source: the annotation of a GenBank genome assembly